This is a messenger RNA of Kluyveromyces marxianus DMKU3-1042, 2469 nucleotides long. It is a transcript of the gene PUF4, whose product is annotated as Puf4p. Gene Ontology annotation, cellular component: cytoplasm. The transcript has a single exon. Gene Ontology annotation, biological process: post-transcriptional regulation of gene expression. The coding region runs from base 1 to 2469 and encodes 822 amino acids. Lineage: Eukaryota; Fungi; Ascomycota; Saccharomycetes; Saccharomycetales; Saccharomycetaceae. The record is from RefSeq and is a predicted model, not a curated record. Gene Ontology annotation, molecular function: mRNA binding.
AUGUCUAGCAAUCCUGUGGUUCCAGAUACUAUCAACGUGGCUCUAGGCCAGCUUCAUUUAGAUGAAGCUGGUGCUGUGCCAGUUCCGGUUUCCGGUCAAGAAAAUGCUCCAUCGGUAAAAGUUAGCACUUCCAAUAACGAUGACGAUAAUAGCAGUAACAGCGACAGCAAUGGACAUGCCAAUGAGAGUGUUAAUGCCAGCAGCAUUAAUGCAGGUCCCUCAGCUCAUGUGACUCCAAUGUUCGCGCCCCAUAUGAUGAAUCCCUUUAUGCCUUACCAUCCUAUGAUGCAUAUGCCACAUUCGGGCUUUUUCCCCGGGGCUCAAGAUCCAAUGUUCCCUCCACCAGACUCCAGUGCAGCCGUAGAUUUCACUCCAGCACAAGGGAUCGAUCUCUCGAUUCCUCAGGAAAUGGGCAGUGUCUCCAAUGGAGGCGUUUCUGUGGGUGUGGAUGCUAAUUCUUUGCCAGCAAACGACCCAAUGAUGAUGCAGCAGUACAUGAGCAACGGCCAAAGACAAAUGUUUUGGAUAAACCCAGAUAGCUUGAAUUCAAGUGCCGUCGACGAUAUUAACCCAGCAGAUGAUAGUCAUGGCCAUGAUCCAUUUGUGCGUGGUUCGUCUUUCGCUUUAGAAAGCUCUACUGCUGCGGGUGCAGAACAUGAAAAGACUGACGCAAAGGUUCCAGGCGCAAACAUCUCUAGAAGACAGACGUUUGCAGCUGUCUCAACCUCCAACUUGCUAGGCAGUGAAAACGUCGAGUCAAGUGCCGAUUUGGCUUCUCCAAGCGAUGCUGCUAAUGCUAAGAAGGAGGAACAAGAAAGAGUUUAUCCUCAAGCGGCCGCCUACCCAUACACCGGUGCUCUACUGCAACCAAACCCGGUCAUGUCAGGUCACCCAUUGGGCCACCCCCAUCAUCCACACCCUCACCACCCGCAUCCAAUCGGGUCGCCAUUCCAUGGUUACGGUUUCAACACAGCUUUCUCGCCAGUUCCAGUGGCAGGAUCUCCAUUGACCAACCGUUCUCCAGUUACAACUGGCGAAGGUAAGGACGCCAAUGGUGGAGAAGAUGCAAACAACGAUCAGCCAAACAUGCAUAAAAUUCAUUCCGGCAUGAACUCACCAUCCAUGGGCCAAUCGGCUGGAAUGCCUCCAAACCCAUGGAUGUUUGCUCCUCACGGCAGUCCAAAUUUCAUGUUGCCUCAUCCGGGCCAUCCAGGCCACCCAGGUCACCCAGGCCACCCAGGACAUCCAGGCCACCCAGGACAUCCAGGCCAUCCAAACCAUCCAAACCAUAUGGGCGGACAUCAAAGACCACAGAGUGGUAACUCGCAACAUAAGAAACGGUCUUAUAACAACAAUAAUGGCAACAAUAACAACAACAAUAACGCCAAUGGCGGUAACCGUAACAACAACUACAAUGGUGGGAAAUAUCAUGGGAAGCCUCACCGCUAUGAAGAUGGAUCCCGUUACCAAAAUGCAGUUCUAGAACAGUUCAUCGGUUCCUUGUACUCUUUAUGCAAAGACCAACAUGGUUGUAGAUUCUUGCAACGUCAAUUAGACGAAGAAGGAGAAAAAGCUGCUUCCAUUAUCUAUGCGGAAAUUAAAGACCACAUUUGCGACUUGAUGAGUGAUCCUUUCGGUAAUUACUUGAUGCAAAAGUUGUUCGAAUGCAUUAACGAAGCUGACAGAGUAGAAAUCGUGAAGAACUGUGCGCCACAUUUUGUGGAUAUCGCUUUGGAUGCUCACGGUACGAGAGCUUUGCAAAAGUUGGUCGAAUGUGUUCAAACCGAAGAAGAGGUUCAACUUUUGGUUUCCACUUUGCAACCAUCUAUUCUUCCACUAAGCAGAGAUUUCAAGAGUAACCAUGUUGUUCAAAAGAUGCUCGAGAAGUUCUCCUGCAAAGACACUCAGUUCAUCUAUGAUGCCGCAUGCGAAGAUAUCAUUAAAAUUAGUAACCACAGAAAUGGUUGUUGUGUGGUUCAACGUUGUUUAGAUUUUGGUGAUGAGACACAACGUAAUGAGCUAUGUGACAAGAUUGUCGAAAACUCAUUUGAACUAACUAUGAACCCAUAUGGUAACUAUGUGAUCCAGUACAUUCUCACCAAGGAAAGAGAGAAGGAAAACCCUGAUUUCAAGUACACAAAGAAAAUUGUUGAUGUCUUAAAGCUCAACGCAAUUGACCUUUCCCUCAACAAAUUUGGUUCCAAUGUCGUUGAGUCCAUUCUUCGUACCCCUGCAGUCUCUGACGUUAUGAUUUCUAAAAUUCUAAACAGUAACGAUGAAUCUGGGUUAUCUAAACUACUACACGAUAGCUAUGGGAAUUAUGUCCUACAAACAGCUCUUGAUGUGGUGAAAGACUCUAACAGCUCUUUAUUCUCACUUUUGUCAGAGUCUCUCAAACCGUUGUUAGUAGGUCAAAUCAGAAACACUCCUCAUGGCAGAAGAAUUGCAGCUCUUAUCCAAACAGACUAG